This is a messenger RNA of Doryrhamphus excisus (bluestripe pipefish), 6820 nucleotides long. RefSeq names its product syntaxin binding protein 4 (gene stxbp4). The record is from RefSeq and is a predicted model, not a curated record. Gene Ontology annotation, biological process: regulation of insulin secretion involved in cellular response to glucose stimulus; insulin receptor signaling pathway. Gene Ontology annotation, molecular function: syntaxin binding. Gene Ontology annotation, cellular component: cytoplasmic vesicle. Lineage: Eukaryota; Metazoa; Chordata; Actinopteri; Syngnathiformes; Syngnathidae.
CGGAUCCGAUGGCUUAAUUUGUUGACCUGGUGCAGUCCGAGCGGGUGGAGCUAAUUGUCCAUUUUGCAUCAGCAGCAACAAACUUGUCCGUUGUAGAAGAAAAUGUGGUGAAGAUGAUGACAGAGGCUGCCGAAUCCCCCACAAAAGUUAAAGCUAGGUCGGUGAUGCUAAUGAAGAUAAGGUGGCGGCAAAGAAGAAGCUCCUUAAAUGGCGUCACUCUCUCUGCCGGUCCUCAGAGACUUGAGCUCUUGUUGGCUGGUGGACUGAGACGCAGACGAGGACACGGCGUACUCGCCCUCGUCCCGCCCACAGCGAAGGAGGCGGGGCAUGGAGUCGAGGAUGGCCUUCCUGAACAUGGAGCUGGAGAAGACGUAGACGACAGGGUCGAGCGCCGAGUUGAGGAAGUUGAGGCCUAAAGACACGAUGGUGAGCUGCGUGAAGGUGUAGAAGGCGCCGCAGUCCCACGGGCGGUACGAGCGGAUGACCCACACGCCGAUGGUGGUGAUGGUGGUGGGAAGGAAGCACACCACGAAGACGACCACGAUGGCGACGCAUACCCGCAUGGCCUUGCGCACUUUGUCUGGCUUUCCCAUCUGGCGUUCCUUCAGGAAGCGGGAGAUGCGCACCGAGCAGAAGAGUAGCAUGGCCAUGGCGAUGAUGAACUCCAGCACGGUCAGGAUGCGGUGCAUCCCCACCAGGAUGAUGAUGCCUCGCGACGCCUCCUUGUAGGACGUAAAGAAGAAGCACUGGGUGGCGUUCCCGCCGCCCUUGAUGUGAUUGUAGGCCAGCAUGGGAACGCGAGGGCUGACCACCAGCAUCCACACAAACAAGGACAGCAUUCCCGCCUGUGUCUUGCUCAUGCGGUUGAAGCGGUGGUGCGGAUGGACCACCUGUGGACACACAACAUGCCCGAACCUUAGUGACAGGAACAGGAAGUGGUUCAGUGGUGAUGUAGUCAGUGAGGUCGAUCUGAUGUGGGUACUGAUAUCAGUUGCGAUGUAGUGGGUGAUAUAGGUACUGAUGUAGUCUGUAGGGAUGUAGUUACAAAGAUGAUAGUUAAGUAGCUAGUGACGUAAACAGUACUUAUGUAGUGGGUGAUAUAGGUACUGAUGUAGACAGUAGUGAUGUCGAUGUGAUGUAGUUGGUGAUGUGGAUACUGAUAUCAGUUGCGAUGUAGUGGGUGAAAUAGGUACUGAUGUAGUCUGUAGGGAUGGAGUUAGUUACAAAGACAAUAGUUAUGUAGCUAGUGACAAACAGUACUUAUGUAGUCGGGAUGUAGUGGGUGAUAUAGGUACUGACGUAGGCAGUAGUGAUGUCGAUAUGAUGUAGUUGGUGAUGUGGAUACUGAUAUCAGUUGCGAUGUAGUGGGUGAAAUAGGUACUGAUGUAGUCUGUAGGGAUGUAGUUGGUUACGUAAACAGUACUUAUGUAGUCGGUGAUGUAGUGGGUGACAUAGGUACUGACGUAGACAGUACUGAUGUCGAUGUGAUGUAGUUGGUGAUGUGGAUACUGAUAUCAGUUGCAAUGUAGUGGGUGAUAUAGGUACUGAUGUAGUCUGUAGGGAUGUAGUUAGUUACAAACACAAUAGUUAUGUAGCUAGUGACGUAAACAGUACUUAUGUAGUCGGUGAUGUAGUGGGUGAUAUAGGUGCUGACGUAGACAGUAGUGAUGUCGAUAUGAUGUAGUUGGUGAUGUGGAUACUGAUAUCAGUUGCAAUGUAUUGGGUGAUAUAGGUACUGAUGUAGUCUGUAGGGAUGUAGUUAGUUACAAAGACAAUAGUUAUGUAGCUAGUGACGUAAAUAGUACAUAUUUAGUCGGUGAUGUAGUGGGCGAUAUAGAUACUGACAUGGACAGUAGUGAUGUCAAUGUGAUGUAGUUGGUGAUGUGGAUACUGAUAUCAGUUGCGAUGUAGUGGGUGAUAUAGGUACUGAUGUAGUCUUUAGUGAUGUAUUGUAGGUACUGAUGUUAUCAGCCGUGAUGUAGCAAGCUACCAAGACAGUUAUGUAGCUACUCACGUAAACAGUACUUAUGUAGUUGGUGAUGUAGAUACUGAUGUAGUCAUCAGCGAUGUAGUGGGUGAUAUAGGCACUGAUGUAGUCGCUAGUGAUGUACUGUAGGUACUGAUGUUGUCAGUCGUGAUGUAGCAAGUGACCAAGACAGUUAUGUAGCUACUCACGUAAACAGUACUUACUAUGUAGUUGGUGAUGUAGAUACUGAUGUAGUCAGUAGCGAUGUAGUGGGUGAUAUAGGUACUGAUGAAGACAGUAGUGAUGUAGUUAGUGACGUAGACAGUAGUGAUGUGGUCAGUAGUGUUGUAGUCGGGGACGUAGACAGUAGGGAUGUAGUGGGUGAUGUAGUUAAUGAUGUGGUCAGUAGUGAUGUACUCACUGACAUACAUAGAUAAUAGCGACGUAGACAGUAGCAAUGUAGGUACAGAUGUACACUCAUCCCUUUUCAGUUAGGUCAUGCUGUGCUAUGCUAUGCUAUGCUAUGCUAUGCUAUGCUAUGCUAUGCUAUGCGGACAGUGGUGAUGUACAGUCAAUGAUGUCGGGGGCCAGCUAGCAUGCUACAUAGAUGCAGACCACACAAGUCAGGUAAAAGCAAUGUUAGCAGUGAGUGAGAUGAAAGUCAACAUGACCUCGGCUGACCUUGAAAUAUCGGUAAAAGGCCACGACGGUCAUGAGGGCGAUGCUGGCCGUGCGGUUGGAGAACAUGAGGAAGAGGUUGAUGCGGCACACGGCGUCUCCAAACACCUAGUGACCUCUGAGCAAGGCGUCGAUCCUCAGAGGCAGACUGACCAGCGCCAGGAAGUCCGCAAUGACCAGGUUGAAGAGGAACAGGUUAUUGGGGUUCCACGACUUGAUCCGGAAGCAGAAGAUCCAGAAAGCCACCAGGUUCCCCAGCAAGCCCAGGACGACGUCCAGCGUGAGGACCGGCGGCAGGAUGACGCCCUCCAGCUGGAUGCCAACGGGAGGGCAGACCCCGGCGGGCCCCGGGCUGGUCCGGUUCUGAUCCGACUCCAUUCGGAAUAUGGACUGACUUGAGUCUCAGUGGGGACAAUGAUUGACAGGCUGAAGGUUUCAAGAUGCCGGAAACUUGCUGCUUCUCUUUUUCACCUUCCUGAUUUUAACACAAAGAUGGAAAACAUUUUCUUUCAACAUCGCAAACUUUGCAAAUCAUAUUUCUAAAAAAAAAAAAAAAAACCCUGAGUCAUCAUUCGUAAGUCGUUUAUAACCACAUCAUUUGAAAAGAAUGCACUGAUUCAAAAAGUGUCACUGCAAAAUGGGACAAGUGUAAACUUCCUGUGAAAAACAUACACACUUUCACUUUCACUCCAAGUCUGAAACGUUCUUUUAACUAACGUGUGAUCUUUCUAGGUUGCAGUGUUGACGUCUUUCGACACACGUGUGCGUCAAGCAGUUACCACAACGGAGGAAGUCCCCCAACUAGACUACAAGGACCAUCAUGGGCCCGCACGGCAUCAGCCGAGCCGUCCACAGGCUGGAGUUCUGCGACUGCAGGCGCGGCCUUGGCGUGAAGGUGAUCGGCGGCUACCGGGAGGUGACGGGAGAGGACUUUGGCAUCUACAUCAAAAGAGUCGUAGCGGGAGGACUGGCCGCCCAGGACGGUCGGCUUAAGUCAGGUGACCUGAUUCUGGAUGUCAAUAACAUCAGUCUGAUCGGGGUCACCAACGAGAGGGCCGUGGAGAUCCUGAGGACGGCGUCCCUGUCCAAUCACAUGUCUCUGCUGGUCACCAGGGACAACGAGUCCAGGCGGGAGUUUGUGGAGCUGAUGGAGAAGUACGGCUCCAGUCCUUCCGCAUCUUCGGGUCGCAUCUCUCCAACUCCAGCAGGGAAGCUGACCGACACCGCGGCUUCCUCUUCCUCCUCCUCCAGGUCCGAGAGCCCCCAGCUCCUCAGUCCCAAAGAGGGGGUCACUACCUACAGCCACGCCUCCUCCUACACGCCCACACCGGUCUUCAGCGACAGCGUCAUCCAGCUGAUAUGCAUCGCUAAGGGAAGCGGACUGGGCCUCAUCAUCAAGGGCGGCGCCAACCGUGCCGAAGGCCCCAUGGUGUUCAUCCAGGAAAUAGUGGCAGGGGGAGACUGCCAGAAGGACGGGCGGCUGCUUGUCGGGGACCAGCUGGUGUCCAUCAACAAGGAGUCUCUCAUCGGAGUGACGUACGAGGAGGCCAGGAGCAUCCUCACACGCACCAGACUCAGACCAGAUCCCACUGUGGAAGUCGCCUUCAUCCGGCGGCGGACUUCCUCCAGCUCCAGCAGCGGGCCUCACAGUCCCAUCUCCAUGCAGGGGUCUUCGGGUGGAGGGGGACCCCAGACAAGGCACUUGGGCCUGGGAAGCGGGGCCCCGCCGCCGCCGGUCGUUGUCACCAAGAUCACCUCCAGCCGAAACCCAGCCAGCGAGACGCUCCCGGCGGUCAAUGUCAGCCAGGUCCGAGUGUCGCCGGUCAGAACGGAACAGACGUGCAUUUCCUCCGUCUCUGUGGCUGAUGCCGUCUGCGGCAAACGUUCCCUGGUCGCCAGCUGUCGUCUCAAACUGGAGCGACUGGAGCAGGCUCUGGACCUGCUCGGCCUGAAGCCCACAGAAGCUCAGCAGCAGGCGUUCAGGUCCCAACUCCAGGCGGACCCGUCCGGGACGGUGGCCUACACAGACUUUGAGAGGCUCACCAGGGAGGUGUUCAGGCCUCAGCUGGAGGAGCUGGCCGCCACCCAGCCGGGGUCAAAGUUCACAUCCGAUGACCUGUUAAGUCUGCUGGACUCGCCCACUCACCAGCCGCAGUCGGACUCAGACGACCUGGAUGAAAUGGAACGUGUGAGGAAGGAGCACAUCGAGGCUUUGAGGGAGAUCAAGAGGCUCCAGGAGCAGCUGCUGGAGUCUCAGAGGGUUCACCUUCAGAUGGAGGAGGAGCUGGUCAAAGUCAAACAGGAAGCAAAAGUGGGAGCGGAGGAAAUACGGGAUCUCAGGACUCGUAUCCAGCUGGCCGAGGAGGCCCAAAAGCAAGCGCGAGGGAUGGAGAUGGACUACGAGGAGGUCAUCCACCUGCUGGAGGCGGAGAUCGCCGAGCUGAAGACCCAAAGAGCCGCAGAACCGCCGCCUUCCGCUACCAAGGAGGACGGCGAGCAGAUGAAGAAGAAAGUAGCCGUGUUGGAAUGUCAACUCAGAAAGAGCGACGCCGCCAAAAAAGCUUUUGAGUUGUCGACAGAAAAACUUCUGACUUUUGUCGAGAAUGUUCAAGAAUUCCUGCUGGAAGGACUUGGACCCACAAAGAGUUUCAGCUGCGGCGACGUCAAAGCGGGCCCUCAAGGGCGGCACAAGAAGAACGCCUGGACGCCGUCCUCGCUGCUCCAGGAGGCCAAGGAGCUGAGCAGAAGCGUGCGGGCCGUCAUGGAGGUGGACACUCUGACCUUCUAAUGGACCCCAACCCCCUCACGGCAGGAAGCGGACACCUUCAGCCGUGUUCCCUGACAUCUCCUCCUUCCAUAGACGCUAACCUGCAUGUCUUAGCACGUUUGUCCAUCUGUGCUACACAACAUCUACACCAAGUGUCUUCAUCCCGGCCAACGUGCACAAGCUCGGUUUUUGUCUCCAUCUCGCCGCAAAACGUUCCGCCUGUGACAACGGGCUGGAAAAUCCUCACCAAGCUCGCUGAUGAAUUCCUAAAAAUGUGAAUUUUCCAUGUGAUGUCUGAUGAUCGGCACACUGGAAAACACUAUUUGUCACUCAGAGACAGAUUGAUGCGUCUACUUUAGCGUCCGCAAGCUAGCCAGGCUAGUUAGCCUACGAGGUUGGCCACCCACAUCAUGCUAACGGGUGUUAGCUUGGCUCGGAAGCGUUACAACGGUGCCAAAACAGCGACGGACUCCAACCAAACCCUGCAUUCUUUGUGCCGUCUUUGACCCGCUAGCUUAGCUGUGGAGCCACAAAACGUCAACAUUUAGCUUAGCACAUGUUAGCAUCUCGCUGUUAGCUGAUCGCUGUCUAUCCUUGUCUUUGCUUUGCGGGACGAUCGUGUUUGUGACGUAGAUUAGCGACAACAAUUACAACAAUAUUUAUACAGUAUCACAGCAAUAGUACAGCAAUAGUACAACCAUGUUACAACACAAUACUAUGACUAUAUCACAAUAUCGCAAUAGUACAAGGAUCGGCUAAAUUGGCAACAUCGCUUCCUCCUGCUACGUCUUCUUCUUCGUCUCCGGCAGGGUUUGAGAUGUGCUAAGAAGCAGAGUUGCCAUCUGCUGCGUGGAGUUGGAACAACACGGUCCCGUUAUAAUGUGUUUAUUUUUCUAAGCGAGGGGUCAACACAAAAUGGCACCAAAUGUGUUUGUGGCGGUCCUCCCGCCAACAAACGAGUAUACGGGAACACUUGAUUAUUCGUUUUGAAGCUGAGUCACGGCUAAACUUGGAGUCGAGUCUUUUAGUUUGAACACAAAUCUUUAUUUGUACCGCGCUAAAGGACGUGUCGCUGUGAGGACCCGGCGCCAUCAGUCAUCUAAUUCUCAUCCCUCAUUCACGACCUCGCUCGCCCUGAUGAGGAGGAUGAGGAUGGAAAAAAAGGAAGGAAAUUAGGUCAGGAGAAUCACGUCCGUCCGCCGUUCAUCACGACUGCUGUUGCCUGGAUACCAAAGCUACGUGCGCACACCAAAACACAGCCCCCACUAUUAAGGAUCGUUAUUGUCAUUGUGACACUUUUUCAUGUCGGUCGAGUUGUUGCCGACUUUUAUUUUUCUACAGGAGAAGCCGCUGAACGUGGGACAUUUGUCAACCCAAAUGUUUGUCAAUAAAGUUUCUAAUCUGUGGUG